CGCUCAUUGGGGCUCAAGCGGCUCCGAAUUAGGCUCUCGCUGACCUGCCAGUGCGGACGGCCAGGCCAUGCAUCAUAACACAGAAUGCCGCGCCUCCUGUUCGCCAGCACCGCACCUGCGUUCGCAACGCUUCGGGGUCACACGCUCUUCUUUGAUGUCGUGAAAUGGGGCGAGCUUGUCAGCUGGAGAACUGGAGCACCGGAGAGGCUGCAACUUGCGCUGGUUGGAUCUUUCCAAGAACAAAAUCGUGCGCAUGGAAAAUCUGGAUGGUCUGAGCCAGUUGGUCUUUGUAGAUCUGUCCUCCAACAAGAUAACGAAGGUGGGCGACAACUUUCAGCGUCAAGUUCCCAACGCAAACCGGCAAACCCCAUUUCCAAGUUGGUGGACUUGGAAGGUUUGAAGUCUGCAACAGCCUUGCGACACCUCGCCUUUCAAAACGUGGACUCGUCAGACUCUUGUCCAAUUUGCUCUUUGCCAGAGUCUUGGGUGGAGUUGAUGUCCUUUUCCAGUGCCUCGGCAUGUGUGUGACGUUUGCCAGUUGGGAGCGCGUGAAGCAAGUCGUCCGCACCAGCCUGGCGCACAAAACAGC
Durusdinium trenchii is the source of this 589-nucleotide messenger RNA. NCBI's taxonomy places the organism in Eukaryota, Dinophyceae, Suessiales, Symbiodiniaceae. The record is from the annotation of a GenBank genome assembly.